AUGAAACACAGCCCAUCAAUCGUGGUACAUGACUUAAAUGAUUCCGAUGGUUCUGACGGUUCAGACGGCUCCGACGGCUCAGAUCGUUCCGAUUCAUCGUUGUCGUCAUCGUCGUCGUCAUCGUCGUCCAGUGAAUCAAAUGAAGACGAAAGGGACGAUGCACAAACAAAUGGACGUGGAAAUGAUGAUAGGCAAUACAAUGACAGAAACAGUGAUGAAGAUAGACGAGAUGACGACAGUCGAAAUAGAAACAACGACGAUGAAAAUAGCAAGGAAUUGCAGGCAGUGAAAGGUGACGAGAAAGGAAAAAACAUGAAUGAAUAUAAACUACAACAAAUUUACAAUAAUAAAAAUGAACACGAUAGCGAGGAGAAAUCAGAAGAUGUUGGCGACAUCAAGAAAGCAAAACUAGACAAUGCGGCGAUUGUCCACGCUGUAACCAAAUCUGGAUCCAUGGAUGGUGUUGCUGGUGAGACGGGAGGGGCUUCUCUGCCUUCUGUUAAAGAUGGGCCUGAAACUGUUCUACCAGGAGAAGCAGACGGCAAAUCGAGUAGUGAUAUUGAUGAAAGUAGAUCUAGAGGAGAAGACGACAGCAAUGAAAGCAGGCCCCGAGGAGAGGAUGAUGGUCGCCCAAGAGGUGAAAAUACAUCAGGUGGCAAGAAACAGUGGCCGAAACUUGUACCCGACAUGUUCAAAAGUCUCGUACCCGAGGCGAAGAAAAACAACACCAAGCACACUAUGACCGCAGAAGGAAAGAAAAACAACACAAGGGGACAGGAAACCGUCAGCAAAAGUAACCAUGGAUGGCCAUACUUUGUACCUGAAGUAUUUAAACCGCUUAUACCAGACACGGAGAGGAAUGGGACUCAGGCUGAGGACAAUUCAGACACAUACAAACAGAACAACAACAUGUCCUAUACCGACACGUAUGUAAUGGACCAAUACAUGGAGAAUUUGCCCUACGCUAAGUCAAUGCUGACAUUUGGCGAAGCUGGAGAGCAUGAGGUGGAACACACAGAUGCUUCCGGUGGCGAAAAGACACAGAGCGCCGACUUCAACAUACCCCCAGACGAAAUCACCAUGCAAAAUGGCGGCGCUGGAUACUCAAGCGCCAACGAAUCAAGUGGUGUCGGGAACAACAACAAAAGUCCAUUCAAAGUCAACUACAGUGGUAUGUCCGCAACCGGAAGUCAUGGAGUGGAUGAUAAAAAUAAGUCUCCCGGUAAAAUGAAACCCCCGGGGAAGGAGGGUGGUGAGGCUGCUGGAGAUUCGCAUCAGCAAGUCCCGGACAACAAACCAGGGAAAGUAAAAGGAAAAAAAGAGAACAACAAAGCUACUGAGACACAAUCGAGCGGCGGAGGGACCGUACCGCAGGGCCAGGGAAGUCCAAAGGGGGACCAGUACAACCGCCCUCCUAGCAACGUACCGAGUGUUCCCGACAAAUAA
Messenger RNA from Ylistrum balloti, 1446 nucleotides. RefSeq lists its product as uncharacterized. The record is from RefSeq and is a predicted model, not a curated record. Lineage: Eukaryota; Metazoa; Mollusca; Bivalvia; Pectinida; Pectinidae. The transcript has 4 exons. Bases 1 to 1446 code for a protein of 481 amino acids.